GCACGUCAAGUUGGAAGUUGGGGAGAGUUAUUGGAUAGUGGUUGUCGUGAAAGUGGGAAAUAAAAGACAAAACAGAAAUAAAUUCAGAAAGUUAAUUGUCAUUUAGCCAUUCAUGAAUACCUAUGAAUACAACCGAACGAAACAGCGUUAACAACAGGAAUUCUGCAGAUGCUGGAAAUUCAAGCAACAUACAUCAAAGUUGCUGGUGAACGCAGCAGGCCAAGCAGCAUCUAUAGGAAGAGGCGCAGUCGACGUUUCAGGCCGAGACCCUUCGUCAGGACUAACUGAAGGAAGACGUGGCAUGCGAUGACGUCACCUCCGGUUUCGCUGCGUCUUGUGUGUAACUUCCGGUUCGGGAAGGUGUGAAGGUGGGUGCCAUGCAUGCGGCAUGAUCAUGAAGAGCUCCGUGUCUACCCACAAACAAACAUUACAGAAGCAACGCCUUUUCAUCAUACGAUGCUAAUGUGGAAGAGUGAAUGGUGAAGAAGUUGCAGAGACAGGCAAUGGAACUAAGAAAUUGAUCUCACUCUUUUUGAGGCUGUGGAAACCUCUCAGCUAGUCUGCCAAUGUUGCUGACAAUUGGGUCCCAGUUGGCCAUCUGAUUGGUGAACUCUUAUCUACACAUUUGGAUGUAAUGUUUCUUAUUUAUGGUAUAAGAAAGAGUUGAACACAAAACUUUGCCACCUUUAUUCUUUUACUCUUUGCUUCUCCUUUCCCUUCUCCUACUACAACUACUGUCAGUUUCUAUCAGCACUUAAUCAAACGAUCAUGAAGUAACACAUUUUAUGCCUCAUUCUUGACUUACAAAAGAAUUUUGGAUAAAAAGCAUCAGAAUCCAACACCCUAGAAUCCUUUGUUUGCAUCUUUACCUUGUCUUGGUAAACAAAUGGCUUUUCUAAGAGAUUUCAUACCUAGGUUGACUGCACACUAUCUGUACAUUAUCUUGCAAAGUACAAAGUCAAUUUAUUAUCAAAGUAUAUAUAUGUCAUCAUAUGCAAUCCUUGCCUUGUCACAACAUAGUAUCUUGCAAAAUGAUGGUUGCCUUUCUCUAUUCUGAAGUGUAUGCACUACCACUUCUCCCAUCUCUCCCUCCACUCAAUGCUCCAUCACACAACGCACCUUCCCCAUGUGGUGCAGCAGAUGAUCUGGUAUUUCUGCAAUAGGAGAGUGUCACAGAAAAUACUGGAAGGAGGAACACUAUUACAGCAAACAGCUGGAGGGUCAGAUCCUCGUUCAGACGCAGAGAUGGCUGGACAGCGUGCACAGCUUGCAGGCAAUCUGGUAGGUCGGAGCUGUGACUGAGUAUAGGUUUCAGCAAGGCAUUUGAUAAGGUACCCCAUGAAAGGCUUAUUGAGAAAGUAAGGAGGCAUGGGAUCCAAGAGGACAUUGCUUUGUGGAUCCAGAACCGGCUUGCCCACAAAAGGCAAAGAGUGAUUGGAGAUGGGUCAUAUUCUGCAUGGAGUUCGGUGACCAGUGGUGUGCCUCAGGGAUCUGUUCUGGGAUCCUUACUUUUCGUAUUUUUAUAAAUGACCUGGAUGAGGAAGUGGAGGGAUGGGUUAGUAAGUUUGCUGAUGACACAAAGGUUGGGGGUGUUGAGGAUAGUGUGGAGGGCUGUCAGAGGUUACAGCGGGACAUUGAUAGGAUGCAAAACUGGGCUGAGAAGUGGCAGAUGGAGUUCAACCCAGUUAAGUGUGAAGUGGUUCAUUUUGGUAGGUCAAAUAUGAUGACAGAAUAUUUUAUUAGUGGUAAGAUUCUUGGCAGUGUGGAGGAUCAGAGGGAUCUUGGGGUCCGAGUCCAUAGGACGUUCAAUACAGCUGCGCAGGUUGACUCUGUGGUUAAGAUGGCCUUCAUCAAUUGUGGAAGUGAACUUAGGAGCCGAGAGGUAAUAUUGCAGCUAUAUAGGACCCUGGUCAGACCCCACUUGGAGUACUGUGCUGAGUUCUGGUCGCCUCGCCACAGGAACGAUGUGGAAACCAUAGAAAGGGUGCAGAGAAGAUUUACAAGGAUGUUGCCUGGAUUGGGGAGCAUACCUUAUGAAAACAGGUUGAGUGAACUUGGCCUUUUCUCCUUGGAGCUUCGGAGGAUGAGAGGUGAUCUGAUAAAGGUGUGUAAGAUGAUGAGAGGCAUUGAUCUUGUGGAUAGUCAGAGGCUUUCUCCCAGGGCUGAAAUGGCUGCCACAAGAGGGCACAGGUUUAAGGUACUUGGGACUAGGUACAGAGGAUAUGUCAGGGGUUGUAUGGAAGACCAGCAGUUGCCCAUGCUGCAAGUCUCCCCUCUCCACGACACCAAUGUUGUCCAAGGGAAGGGCAUCAAUAUUGUCCAAGGGACCCAUACAGCUUGGCACCAGUGUCGUUGCAGAGCAAUGUGUGAUUAAGUGUCUUGCUCAAGGACACAACACAUUCCCUCAGCUGGGGCUUGAACUGACGACCUUCAGGUAGCUGGUCCAAUGCCUUAACCACUUGGCCAUGUGCCCACACUGAUGUAUUUCAGAUACUGUACAUAUAUAUCAUAUAAUCAUAUUUGUCACAAAUCUCCACAUAAUAUUUAUCUGAGGUGUACUCUUAUAGAAAGGAGAGGCAAGAAAGAACAAUCGAAAGAAGAAAACUAUGUACAGAGUAGGGAGUGAUCUUUUUUUUAAACAACAUAUUCGUUGAUUUGUGAGAAUAAAAUCAGGCCUAUGAGGUGUUAUGUAGUUAAACCAUUUUUUCCAGUAUGAAUAAAAUUGUUC
Mobula hypostoma (lesser devil ray) is the source of this 2728-nucleotide messenger RNA. RefSeq lists its product as uncharacterized. The transcript has 4 exons. The record is from RefSeq and is a predicted model, not a curated record. The coding region runs from base 1457 to 2374 and encodes 305 amino acids. NCBI's taxonomy places the organism in Eukaryota, Metazoa, Chordata, Chondrichthyes, Myliobatiformes, Myliobatidae.